Messenger RNA from Gilbertella persicaria, 759 nucleotides. RefSeq names its product peroxisomal biogenesis factor 11-domain-containing protein. Gene Ontology annotation, cellular component: peroxisomal membrane. The transcript has 2 exons. NCBI's taxonomy places the organism in Eukaryota, Fungi, Mucoromycota, Mucoromycetes, Mucorales, Choanephoraceae. Gene Ontology annotation, biological process: peroxisome fission; regulation of peroxisome size. The coding region runs from base 1 to 759 and encodes 252 amino acids. The record is from RefSeq and is a predicted model, not a curated record.
AUGACCACCACAGCAAUAAAGUCACAACAGCAACAGCAUAUCCAAUGCUAUGCAUUGCCUACACCAUCACCGCCACCUGAACCUAUUGUACUCUAUCAUGAAAAAAAAACCUCAAAAACUCCAUGGACAACACGAUGGUUAAACGUCUUGCAAAGAUUAUUGAAAGAACUCGACGGCCGUGACAAGAUGAUGAAAGUGAUACAGUACUUCAUCAAAAUUCUGUUACACUAUAAAGUGGUGAAAGCCAAGCAUUGGUCCACAUUGACCAGCCAUUUCUCCAUGACUCGUAAAAUUCUUCGCUUAGGUACAGCGUUAGGUCCAUUAAGAGAAAUUCAACUCAAGCAUGAUUCUGUCUGGAAUACAUUGAUACUGUCCAAUGAGAUUGUGAAUGCUGUCUCUGACGAUGUAUUUUGUCUCUACAAGCUGGGCUUCUUUGGGUCUAAAGUCGGUGAUAGAUCAGAAAUACUCUCUGCCUAUUGUUGGUUUUUAGGCAUCAUGGUAGACAUUCGAUCUGCUGCACAGUCAUACAUAAAAUUAACCAACGCAGUAAAGAAGCAUGAUGGAGAUGAAAAAUCACUAUUAGAACACCAAAAAAAGAUUUUUGUCAUGGAAGUAUCGAUUGUUAAACUAUUGAUGGAUGGUGUCUUUUGUGCCUGUGAUAUCUUACAACCAUCUUAUUCUUCAAGUGUUCAAGCAUGGUCAGGUUUCUUUAGUGGUGCUUUGGCUGGAUACAAGUUGUGUAUCAAAUUCUCAAAUUAA